Messenger RNA from Pseudovirgaria hyperparasitica, 1338 nucleotides. RefSeq lists its product as uncharacterized. NCBI's taxonomy places the organism in Eukaryota, Fungi, Ascomycota, Dothideomycetes, Acrospermales, Acrospermaceae. The transcript is spliced from 2 exons. Bases 182 to 1243 code for a protein of 353 amino acids. The record is from RefSeq and is a predicted model, not a curated record.
AGAGAUACCUGGAGGCCUUCGCGAGACUUUGGUACCUGAUCUGCUCUCACUACCGAGCGCGGCAUAUGGAAGUGGAGAGACAUCGUUUUCUGCGUAUAUAUGAUCGUCAUACCUAUGCCUAUAACCUCACAUAGGAGUCACUGAACCGUUCUUCCUUUCUUUACUCACAAAUUCCACCGCAAUGCAUCUCUCCACAUGUCUUCUCGCAGCCGCCACACUCAACUUCGCCAUCGCUCUUCCUUCUAACCUCGAACACCGGAAUGACAAGGUCGGCUACCUCUUCACCCACUUUCCCCCUGAUGAUGAAGCAAUCCACAUGCUCCUCUCAGACGGCAACAAUGCCCAGACCGGCUGGAAGACGCUCUCCUAUGAUGGAACCUCUAACACCUCCGCCAUCCUGCGUAGCGACGUUGGCACUAAAGGCGUACGCGACAGUCAUAUCGUCACAUCUCCUGAUGGAUGCAAGCACUACCUCAUUGCCACGGACCUAAACGCCGAGGCCCUUAAUUACGACUACAACUACGCCAGCCGCUUUGGCAGUUUGUCCAUUGUCGUCUGGGAGUCCCCUGAUCUCAUCAACUGGUCCUCCGCACGCCUCACUCCGCCCCUUGUCGACGCAUCCGCCGGAAACGUCUGGGCACCCGAAGCAAACUGGGACUCUCAACUCCAGGCCUACAUCAUCGUCUUCGCUGCCCGCUACUGGUCCGCGUCUGACCCGGAUCGAACUGGCGCACAACCGCCCAACAUCCUGCAGUACGUCACAACAACCGACUUCCGGACCUUCUCCGCGCCAACAGAGUAUUUUGCACCAGGUUAUCCCGUUAUCGACGCCACGUUUCUCCACGUACCAGAGCAAGGCCCGGAUGUGUGGUAUCGCUGGGUGAAGUCCGAGGUCGACUACAUGGUGUUUCAACAGCGGAGCGAGGACGGGAUCCGAGGGACGUGGACGAAUGUGGGUGGAGCACCGGAUUCGGAACGGAUCGAGUUUGCGAGACAGUAUUCGAACAAUGAGGGGCCGCUGAUCUUCAGAGAUAAUGUUGAUCCGGGUUUAUUUCAUCUUUGGAUUGAUGAGAGUACUUUGGACAGCUACAUCCCAGGGCAAGCAAGAACCCUGGAUGACAUGGCGGCGUGGGAAGGGCUAGGGUUGGAUGGAUUCCCGACGCGGGCAAAGCAUGGUGUUGUGGUGGCGUUGAAUCGGGAGCAGUAUCGUGGAAUUAGCACAAAGUACAAGGUAGUUGCGUGAAGAAGGCGGUGCGAUAGAAAGAUAUCAUCUUGAAAAGGAUUGGGAACAGACGUUACGGUAAUGAUCAACCAUAUCUCAAACAAAAUAAUUGGAUC